Messenger RNA from Nicotiana tabacum (common tobacco), 1535 nucleotides. The record is from RefSeq and is a predicted model, not a curated record. NCBI's taxonomy places the organism in Eukaryota, Viridiplantae, Streptophyta, Magnoliopsida, Solanales, Solanaceae.
UAGCACUAGGGCAGUUCAGUAAAUUUAUUUUGUACAACAGUCCCGACUUUUCUAUACUACAAAGCGAAGAAGAAAAAUACUACUCCUACCAGCGGAGAGAGGAGAGAGAAAGAGAAAAGAAGAGAAAAGAAGAGGAAAGAGAAAAUUCGCCUCUCUCUAAACAAACCCUUACCCUAGUUUUGAUGGCUGCACCGGCUCCAACUUCAGCUCAUCAUUCUCACCGGAAUACCACCUCGGAAACCGGCAGCAGCACCGACGCCGGUGGUCUCAACAGCCCCCAGUCUCGGCGAUCAUCAGCCGCUGCGCGUGGUGUUUCCUCGGCUUGGACGCAGAUUGUUCGCAGCAGCGACUCAGAAUCCACAGUUGUGUCGAUUUCCUCUUCACCUCCUCUUCCUCCUCCACUUUCUCCUCCGGCGUAUUCUGAGCAAAUCGUUCACUCCUCUGAUUGUUCGCUUUCUGAUGACGGGGCGACAGCCGGUAGUGCUGCUACAGAAGCUCAGCUUGAGAGCUCUGAUAACGGAAACAGCGAUGGCAGCAACAGCAAUGUGGCUAAAAAGCCCGCCUGGAACAAACCGUUAAAUGGUGCAGCUGAGGUUAGUCCAGUCAUGGGUGCUGUCUGUUGGCCUGCUCUCUCCGAUUCCACUAAGGCUUCACCAAAAUCGUCUUCUUCCGAGUCACUCAAAGCUCUCUCCGACGUAUCAGUUUCUGUAACACAGGGAACGGGAAUGACAUCAUCUUCUCAUGGGCAAGCUAAUACGAACAAUGCGAACCCUAAUUCAACGCUGAACCAUGUUGCUCCCACCCGCCAAAGGUCUAUGAAGCGCGGUGGUGGUUAUUCAAACCAUAAUGCAUCAGCCAAUGGUGGUUUUUCUCAGCAACAGGGGCAGAGUUCUGAGGUGGAAAUAGUCCUUAAUAAAUCUGGGAAGUCCGGUAAUUCUGGUGCUGAUUCAUCUUCAAAGGAUAAUAGUCAUAGGGAUGGUGGACAAUGGGGAGGAUUUGGAUCUCAAUCACAUGGUGGAAAUGAGCACCAACAUCAACGAAAUUCAAACAGGAGAGGCAAUGUUGGUCCACACCCCCGUGGAGAUGGCACGCAUCAUCAAGGUUAUGGGGGUAGGCGUGAUCAGGAACGUGGAAAUCAGGAUUGGAAACCCCACAGAGGUUGGGGGAAUAGGGAUGCACACAUGCAGCCGCAGAGAGUUCCAGCGAGGCCAUUUAUGGGAGGCCCACCUCAUACUUCCCCACCUUUUAUACCUCCAACCAUGCCUGUGCAGCCCUAUCGAGCUCCCAUGGUUUACUCUGAGGUACCACCUGUAUAUUUUUUUCCAGGUCCACUCCCUGAUACAUUCAGAAUGCCUAUGCUUUCUCCUGUGCCACCUGUCUUCUUUCAUAUGCCAGAUCCCCAGUUGCAAACCAAAAUAGUGAACCAGAUAGAUUAUUAUUUCAGUAAUGAAAAUUUGAUUAAGGAUACAUUCUUGCGGCGGAACAUGGAUGAACAUGGAUGGGUUUCUGUUACGCUAAUAGCAGGCUUCAAGAAA